Molecule: messenger RNA, 3870 nt
Organism: Notolabrus celidotus (New Zealand spotty)
Lineage: Eukaryota; Metazoa; Chordata; Actinopteri; Labriformes; Labridae
Exons: 2
Coding region: 174-1301 (375 amino acids)
Biological process (GO): protein homooligomerization
Cellular component (GO): membrane
Source: RefSeq, a predicted model, not a curated record
UUACGUCACCUACAGACCCAUUGUCCCUCUCGAUAAGAAAGCGUUUCAUCCUAUUUAUACAGUCCAUGGUCUCAUCUGCUCUCCAUCAAGAUUCAGGUGAAAAAAACAACGCGGGAAACUAACACGAAAUAAAGCGAGGCAGCAUCUUUGACAGCGAUAAACCAAGGGCAAAGAUGAAGCUGAAUUCCUUUUCUGUUUUUUCCCUGUCACUUCUUUUGUUGUGUACCCAUUUUUCCCUGGCAAAGAAGGGAGGAGGCGGCGGAUUUGGUAGAAGUGGUAGCUCUGGCAGAAGUGGCAAUUCAAAGACUUCCUGGUUCAGCAAAGGCAACUCCCAAAGUAAAACUAACACAGGCCAGAAAACUAACCAGGGCCCCAACACUCAGGGCAGAAACCCCAAACAACCCGCACAACCCAAUCCAGGAAAUUAUCCCCGUCAAUCACCCGCAGGAGGCCCCCAUAAUCAGAAUCCUAUGCGUGGAUCCACACACGGAGGUUAUCAAGGUGGAUAUAUGAACUAUAACCCAAAUAACAAAGUCCUUAGCCCUCGCUUUGGAGGCAGCUAUGGUUAUGGGGGCCGCGGGUCUUGGGGUGGCUCUCCCUUUUCCCAAUCAGUUCAGCAAAUGGGCAUGUAUCCCAAUGAUCGGUCCAGAGGGUUUGGGCGCACUGCAGUUGUGGCAGCAGCUGGAGGGGCUAUGGCAGGAAUGGCCCUGGGUUACGGUUUAGGAAGAUUCCCCCGCCCUUACUUCCCUUUCCGCAGCCCUCAUGAUGAGUAUUCCUACAACCACUACAUGUACAGGAGAUAUGGUACACGGUCUACAGAUACAAAUGACUACAGCAGAGACUACGAGUACAAACCCCCCCAGGAUUCUUAUAAUAUAUACAUGAAAUCCUGCAUGCAGAGAACGGAUUUACUUCCUGCAGAGAAUCCAAAGCCAAACAACAAACAGGCUGCCAUGACUCCAGGCACUGGCAAAGUCAGCAACGGGACAGAAACAAUGGACACUGCAACAGAGAGCUCUUCAACCUCUGCCCCUUCGUUUCAACGUCCCAUGAAUCUGGAUGAAACCAAUCCUGAAGAUGAUGAUGAUACAGUCAGCAUUAUGGAGAUCGGAUACCCAGAACUGAUGGAGCAGAUAAAGGCCAGGAGGUGCUUGGAGCUUUACAUGGAACACUCUGAAAAGUACUUACAAGUUAGAAACACUGCAGGGGGACAGGGACUUGAGAUGGGGUGGCGAGUGUUUCUAGCUGUGUUCACAAGUACCAUACUGGUGCUUCUGAGUAGCAACAUGCAAAUGCACUGAGGCCUUUAUUUGGGAUGAAGGAUUUGAUAGAAUAAUUUAACAUUUUCCGUUGUUAACCAACAAAAAGCUGAUAAAGCGGAGUGGAACAGCUUAUCUUUAUAAAGUUAUGUCAUUCCCGGUAUUUACUUGGUGGCCAUUCACUAAUCCUACUAAUUUGAUUAUCAGGUGAAAACAGGGAAGAAUUUAGAGGGACAUCAGGCCACAUUUCAAUGCUGAGUAAUAUUUGAGCUACCAUACUUCUCGUAUAUAGGUCGCCUUUGAUAAAAGCGUCUGCUAAAUGACAUGGAUAAAAGCGUCUGCUAAAUGACAUGGAUAAAAGCGUCUGCUAAAUGACAUGGAUAAAAGCGUCUGCUAAAUGACAUUGUAACAUUGUAACAUAGAACAACAAAUGAAAUCAGCAAUAAUUUAAUUCCCAACUAACAUAGAGGUAACAAGGAAGUAAGUCCCUAGUUGUCUUUUACACCUUUUCUGUUGUAUCUCACAAAUCUACUAAAUGCUAGUAUUGGCUUUCAGCUACUGUCUAUUAUGGUAAAAUUAGGAAGUGAAUGUAUGCUAAUGUAUGCUGUUGUUCUUAAAAUUUUUAUAGAUUAUCAAACAUGAUUUUACCUGGAAUACAACCUUCUGUUUUACGAGACUUUCAUUACACAUUAUCUUUUCAUUUGCACAGUAGCCAAAAGAAAGAGAAAAGCAACUGUGAAGUGAUUAUUUGUUGGAUCCUAAAUUUGUGCCACCCCCCACUUGAAACACAAAACCAUUGCAUUAUUACAUUUGAGUCUCCCACCCUGAGCUUUUUCAGAGGAAAGUGUCUGCUGUGAUUUUCCAUUGUUUUGUUAUCUUGAUACUUAGGCACUUAAUCCUCAUGUGUGCUGAACUGGCACCACACAGCUGGUACAGACUGUUGGACAUAUUGAUUUAGGUGAAGGAAAAGAAGGGGAGGUCUAACUAGGGAGCCUCAGUGUUUCAAUUAAAUGCACUUCCUCUUUCCUCCCAUGAAAGAUGGAGUGUCCAUUACCUUUUACUAUACUGUUUUGAACAAAUGAGGAAUCCAUCCAUUAGUGACCUUUUAGAGUGAACAUCCCCUUCAGCCAGAUGGACACUGUGUGUUUGUUUAAGUAGAUUGUGUUUAUUCAGGGAAACUGGAAAGGUUCUUUGUGUUUUUUCCUUUCUUUCCGUCUUUUAUGUCUUUGUGACAGAGCAAACACAGACUCUGUCAUUAUGCUGAUCAGUGUAAACUUCUUUGCAAUGAUGGGAGUAUGCUUGGAUUGUGAUAGCAUCAUGUUAAAUCUAGUUGCGGUUGCAGUUUCUGUUGAAGGGCUGUCUCAGUCAGGGACAUGUAAAAGAGUCAGAGCAGUGAAUAGUAAUCUAAGACUGUCAAGAAAUACCUGUGUAAUAAUCCUUUACAUUAGUUCAGUGCAUCAGACUGACAUAUUUCACACUAUAAGCAUGACAUUCCACAUUUUAAUAAAAUGAUAUAUAUUCAAUUUUACAUAUCUGAAAACAAAAAUGGACUUCUGUCAUAUAAAGUCCAUUCAACUACAGAAAUCCAAACCUGAAUAACUUGUGAUUACAUCUGCUGGUGCUUUUAUCUAUUUGGAUAAACAGACAAUAAUAUGCAUGCCAAUCCUAACACUACUCACAUUAUUCACUGGAAUAAAAACGUGUGUCUUUUCUGAAUACUCAUGUAUGUUGUCUUAACAUGUCCGUGUACUGCCAUUCUUUGUAAAGUGUAUUGUGUAAUUUGUGAUACCUUUUUUAUAUAUGUACCUCCAUUUUCUCGUCUGCAGGAAGUGUUGCAUAACUCUUUCCUGUCUGUCUGGAGUAGCUUGUGAUUGCUGAAGUGCUCUUAAUACAUUCCCCUCAUGUUCCAACUUUGAGCUGAAUUAAUCUCCAAGACCUACUGAAUGUUUUCCUAUAUCAUCAGAGACCUGUACUAAAGUUUUUCUUAUCGCAGUAGCUGACGAUGAAACAAUUUAAAGGUACUCUCUGGAGUUUGGAAACUCAUUUGUAGGAUAGAUUUUUUUGAUAAACGACAUUUUACACAGCUAACAGACAUUUCCUUUGUCAUAACUCAAAUGACAUUGUCAUUAUUAAAGACCCAGUUUUGAAACAAAGAUAUGGGAUGCAUUCAUCAUAUCAAAUUAACUGUAAUGACUAACACUUUGUGGCCAUUGUGAUAUACUGCAUUCGGCUCUACACAAACAACAUAUUCCCUCUUGAUUUAUCUGAGCAGAGUGCAGUCAAGACUGCUAUGAAUAACAGAGAUUCCCAUUUCACCCAUUACCAUUUCAGUUAAAUUACAACAAACCACUGUAUCCAUUGACUGCAGGACAGUUUCUGAUUCUCAAGUGGAAAAACCCCACAGUGUACCUUUAAAGUGUUGCAUGUAGCCCAUGUCUCCCCAAGCCUGGCUUUGAAUGAAUUCAGUUACAUUAAAUCAUAUAUGUAUCACUUUGAAAGACAUGAAUGCCUUUACCUUUGUAUAUCACUCUGUUUGCUGAAGCUGAUACUCAACAUUGAGGGUUGACUUGCACUUUUUGGUUGUCUUGUCAAAUAAACGUUCAAACUGAAA